Molecule: messenger RNA, 1478 nt
Organism: Ricinus communis (castor bean)
Lineage: Eukaryota; Viridiplantae; Streptophyta; Magnoliopsida; Malpighiales; Euphorbiaceae
Product: metacaspase-1
Exons: 5
Coding region: 206-1309 (367 amino acids)
Biological process (GO): proteolysis
Molecular function (GO): cysteine-type endopeptidase activity
Source: RefSeq, a predicted model, not a curated record
AAGUCCGUCGUCUCGUCUUUCUUUCCCCUCCUCUCUUCUCUUCUUCUUCCUCGACAUUUCUCUUUCUUUUCCUUUCUCACCUAACCAUAACUUUAAACCAAUUCUCCUUAGCUAAGCUUUUGCACCUUGAUCCCAUUAAUACCAUUUAUCUAUUUUCUUUUUCUUCAACGCUAAUUGCGUUUUAUUCUCUCUUUCCAUCGCUGCCAUGUAUAUGCUUGUGGACUGUUCAAACUGCCGGACACCCUUACAGCUUCCACCGGGAGCCAAGUCCAUCCGCUGUGCAAUCUGUCACGCGAUCACUCUCGUCGCCGACCCACGCUCUGGCCCACCACCACCGCAUCACUCUUCGUCCGGUCAACACCACUACCCACCCCCGCUUCGCUCCCCAGCUAUUUCUCCUUCUCCUUACAAUCACGCGCCUUCCCCCCCACCGCCUGCUUCACAUGGCGCCAAGCGUGCCGUUAUAUGCGGCAUCUCUUAUAAGAACACCAGGAAUGAGCUUAAGGGAUGUAUCAAUGAUGCUAAGUGCAUGAAGUACUUGUUGGUUAAUAAGUUCAAGUUCCCUGAAUCUUCUAUUCUCAUGCUCACUGAAGAAGAAACCGAUCCAUAUAGGCGGCCAACGAAGAAUAAUAUGAGAAUGGCAUUGUACUGGCUAGUGCAGGGUUGUCGGCCUGGAGAUUCAUUGGUGUUUCACUUUUCUGGCCAUGGUUCACAGCAAAGGAAUUACUCAGGAGAUGAGGUGGAUGGAUAUGAUGAAACACUUUGUCCAACGGAUUUUGAAACUCAGGGAAUGAUUGUGGAUGAUGAGAUCAAUGCAACCAUUGUCAGGCCUCUUCCUCGCGGGGUUAAGCUUCAUGCAAUUAUAGAUGCUUGCCAUAGUGGUACUGUCUUGGAUUUACCUUAUCUCUGCAGAAUGGACAGGAAUGGGAGGUAUGGUUGGGAGGAUCAUCGCCCUCGAACAGGAGUAUCGAAAGGAACAAAUGGUGGGGAAGCAAUCUCCUUUAGUGGCUGUGACGAUAAUCAGACCUCUGCUGAUACUUCGGCUCUCUCCAGAGUUACUUCAACAGGGGCAAUGACUUAUUCUUUCAUUCAAGCCAUUGAGCGAGGACAUGCAACUACAUAUGGGAACAUGUUAAACGCAAUGCGCUCCACCAUUAAAAAUGUAGACCCUGCAGUUGAUGGUGGCAUUGUAACUUCUCUUCUCACCAUGCUCUUGACUGGAAGGAGCCUUAGUGGGGGGUUAAGACAGGAACCACAAUUGACUGCCAAUGAACCAUUCGAUGUGUAUUCAAAACCAUUUUCUUUGUGACAGGCAAAGAUAUUGUUCAAUCAUUUAGUUUCUUAUUAAAUUGAGGGUGCCAUGUACAGCUGUUGAACAAAACCUAUUUCAAUAUUUAAAGUUUUUCUUCAUUGAAUUGCAAAUGCACAAGUUCCUCCAGUUGGACAUAUACCAAGUACAGCAUCUCAUCGAUUAUGCA